UAUGAUAAUUUGGAAAAAACUCGAAAGUGCCUCUUUUUUUUUCUUGUUGAGCACGGUUCUUCAGCGUAGCAACUACCACCAUUCUGGAUCCUUCACUUACGUUUUUGUUAUUGUGGAAGUCGGGGUGGCCAAUGCUUCGAUCUUUCUUUAAUUUCCGCAAGGUGUUGAAGAAGGAAUCCCAGACCACCAUCAAACUCACCUGGAAAACGCACCAUUUCUGGCUCAGUUUUAGCGAAUUCGCCCAUGGUUUAGAUGAAGCGCUUGUCAAAGAUCUCAAAGAAAAAUGCAAAGAGAAAACCAAAGUUCCUAUUGCUACCAUGAAACUAUCUGUAUCAGGAGCCAAAAUCAAGGAUGACACAGCGACAUUGGCCAGUUGCGGCAUUCAUCCGGGAUGCGAAGUUAUUCUUGAAGGUGACACUGUCAACGAGGCCGACCUUCAACAAGUGGCUUCGGGUAGCGAUGAGGAAAUUGCGUUGUUAAGCCGUGUAAACGAUAUCAGCGAUCAGUUGAAUGGUCUUGUAAAAGAUAUUGAAGAGUUUGAGGCCGCUGUAGCACAGCCCAAAGUGCCGGUGGAUAAGAAAUAUCUGGAGGAUACAGGAAUCCGACUGUCCGAACUGUUGAUGCAAGCGUUAAUGAAACUGGAUGCCGUAGAAUGUCCCCCUGAAUUUACUACCGCCCGAGCACGGCGACGAGAAAACGUUAAACUUUCUCAAUCACUUAUGCAGCGAGUAGACGACGCAAAAGUCAUUGCCAAAAAACUUUGUAAAUAAAACGUUUCGCAUAUAGAACUCUCCCCACCUGAAGCUUCAUCAUGUUUCCUGCG
Radiomyces spectabilis is the source of this 823-nucleotide messenger RNA. RefSeq lists its product as uncharacterized. The transcript is spliced from 3 exons. Gene Ontology annotation, molecular function: protein-folding chaperone binding; adenyl-nucleotide exchange factor activity. Lineage: Eukaryota; Fungi; Mucoromycota; Mucoromycetes; Mucorales; Radiomycetaceae. The coding region runs from base 132 to 770 and encodes 212 amino acids. Gene Ontology annotation, cellular component: cytoplasm. Gene Ontology annotation, biological process: protein stabilization. The record is from RefSeq and is a predicted model, not a curated record.